Fusarium coffeatum is the source of this 1917-nucleotide messenger RNA. RefSeq lists its product as uncharacterized. The record is from RefSeq and is a predicted model, not a curated record. Gene Ontology annotation, biological process: positive regulation of transcription by RNA polymerase II. NCBI's taxonomy places the organism in Eukaryota, Fungi, Ascomycota, Sordariomycetes, Hypocreales, Nectriaceae. The transcript has 3 exons. The coding region runs from base 1 to 1917 and encodes 638 amino acids. Gene Ontology annotation, cellular component: nucleus.
AUGUCUCCUCCAGUUCCUGAGCAGAAGCCUCAGCUUCAACAACAAACUCAACAACCACAGCAGCAACAGACACCAUCAGGAGAUUCGUCCUCUGGCAGUGCUAGCAACGACUCCAAGUCUGUGACGCCUGCUCCCAGCGCCACCUCAAACACUUCUCAGAGCAGCGGUGCUGCAUCAACAUCAAACGAUGACAACCUUAUCUGCCGAUGGAAUGCUUGCAACCAAAAGUUCCCUGCUCCCGAGGCUCUCUACGAGCACAUCUGUGAGCGCCAUGUUGGCCGUAAGAGCACAAACAACCUCAACUUGACUUGCCAGUGGAACUCUUGCCGAACUACUACAGUCAAGCGAGACCACAUCACCUCUCACAUCCGUGUUCACGUUCCUCUCAAGCCUCACAAGUGUGAGUUCUGUGGCAAGUCUUUCAAGCGUCCCCAGGACUUGAAGAAGCAUGUCAAGACUCAUGCCGAUGACUCUGUGCUCGUCCGGCCAUCCCAGGAUCCCCAAGGUGGACUCAACUACAGGCCACAGCCUCCCAAGGGUAUGUCUUUGCACGAUUCUAGUCCACGGCUGUGGUCUACCGGCUUCCCUUCUCUCGACUCUAACUCCCCUCCAGGACCUUCCAGUUACUACGACCAUACCGGCCAGAUGCGCACCAACGCCGCUGCUUUUGGACACCAGGCCCAUCCCAGUGGUGGUUACUAUGCUCCUCAGCCUUCUACCAACUAUGGUCUUUACUUCAACCAACCACCCAUCAACAAUGCCCGUACUGAGCACCUUGGCUAUAGCGCCGCUGCUGGCGGUUAUGAUCGUAAGCGCACCUACGAUAUGGUUGAUGACUUCUUCGGCAGCGCCAAGCGCCGCCAGAUUGACCCUUCGUCCUAUGCCCAGAUUGGCCGCUCGUUGAUGCCCCUUCACGGCAACCUUACCGUCCCCAACGGCCCUAUGGCUGCUACUGAGCAGUACAUGCCUCAGCCUGCUCCGGCUCCUGUUCACGCCGGCCCAUCACCUGGCCAGAACCCCCUCGCUCAGCAAUAUUACCUCCCCAUGCCCAGCGCGCGCACCCAGAAAGACCUCAUUCACAUCGAUCACAUCCUCGGCGAGAUGCAAAACACCAUCUAUGAGAACUCCAACCAUGCUACUGCUGGCGUUCACAUUCACCAAGGCGAUGGUGGUUUCAACGGUUACCGUAACACUCCUUCGCCCCCUACUUCACACAGGUCUCCUGCUGGCAUGCACGUCUCGACUGAUGGAUACCACCCUGUGUCUGCCGCUAGCAUGGCUUCGCCUCUGACAGCCAUCUCAUCUACCGGUACUCCUGCUGUUACACCGCCAUCCAGCUCUAUGUCUUACACAUCCGGUCACUCGCCAAGCCCAUCUUCCUCCGCCAUGUCUCCUCAGUCCCGCCACGGCUCAACCGCCUCUGUCAUGUACCCUACUCUCCCCACAAGUCUUCCCGCUGUCAGCCAGGGUUUCGGCCACUCUGCCACAACCACUCUUGGCCCCAGCUUUGAUGGAAGCGAGCGCCGCCGCUACUCUGGUGGUAUGCUCCAGCGUGCUCGUGGCCCUCUUCCCCUUCCUCGUGAGGACACCAGCGGUGCUUCUACCCCCAAGGCUAGCGAGUCUGCCCUCUCUGUCGGCUCUCCCUCUUCUGAGUCUGAUGUCAGUGAUGCUGCCCGCGAGCGUGAGGAGCAGUACGACCGCUGGCUCGAGAACAUGCGCGUUAUCGAGACUCUCCGUGAGUACGUGCGCGGACGUCUUGAGCGCAAGGAGUUUGUUGAUGAGCACGAGGCUCCUCGACCAAGCCACGCCGAUGCCAUGGAUGUUGACCCCAAGAGCCCUCAGCCUCAUGCUCGGGAUCUGGGCACUCCUCGUGAGGGUUCGUCUUUGUACCCCAUUCUUCGCAUGCCUGGCUCUUAG